AUGGUGACCUUUAAGGAGAGGUUUGCUGUUCCUGCAGACAAGUGGAGCGACGGGGACGGCUAUACAGUGCCCAUUGGCUUCACCAAUCCGAACUGGGAAUCCGCCAUUAUCUACAAUACGGAGAUCAUUGGCUUCAGGACGAAGCUGGGGCCAUUCGGAUCCGGCUCUCCGAACGCGUUCGAGCUCGCUGCCAACGACCCGACAGUGCACGUUGCCCAAGAACUGUGGGAUUAUGCAUUGACUGCCUUCGUCGCAAGUUUCAAUGCAGCAAAUCCGGACAAGGCCCUUGACCGAGUGAAGGCGUUGGACUAUUCAGGGACAGACGGCAUGUACAUCUUUCCGAAGACUUAUGAGCCAUACUACGCAGACUCGGGCAAGUCACUUGAGUUCUACAAGGACCUCAAUGUCAGUUGGGGCAACUAUCAGAACUACUUCUCUCCGAUGUCGGUCUUUUCCGAUCCUUCGGCUUUUGACGACUGCAGUCACCCAACCGUGGCAUCCGAUGGAGUCAUGGACGACUAUAUCACAUUCACAGGCGAUGUGGAUGCCAUAGUCACUGUCAACGGGCAGAGGAAGUGGACCUGCUACCAGGAGAAGUGGUGGAUGUCGCCAGCUUGCCGGGAUGCGCCAAUGACUUGUGCUCCCAUGAUCACGAACUCGUUCUGGUCCUACAACCCAUCGCGGCAGAAGGCUGCUGUCUACAACAUCGCCAUGUCCAUUGCCAAUACGAUCGCGUACUCCGAUUACACGUCUAUGCCGAAGCAGCAUAGAACCUUCUCGUACUGGUGGUCACCAGACAUCACUUUCAAGGCAGACGGGGCCGUGAAGGUGAUCUUCCUCCCGUACAGAGAAGACGAAUACGCGAUUGGGAAGCUCGGUUCAAGUUCUAGCUUCAUGAUACAUACAACGCCCUGA
Molecule: messenger RNA, 915 nt
Organism: Symbiodinium necroappetens
Lineage: Eukaryota; Dinophyceae; Suessiales; Symbiodiniaceae
Source: the annotation of a GenBank genome assembly